AAAUCUAGCUAAGUGAAUGUUUCUGAGGUGAGAAUUUAUUCAUUCUUUUUUUUUAUUUCAUUUUGAUAUGGAAUAAGAAAAAUCCCACAAAUGUGAUUGGCCUGAAUAUGUAUUCAAAGACAGACCUUUGUGAUAGGUCUCAGUAUCAGUAUUAUUAAACAGUGUUUUUUUUGUUUUUUUUAUUAUUUAUAAAAGGUAGUCUAUAUAGAUGCAAACUUUAAGGUAAUUCCUUUCAUCUACACAACAUCUGUUUGUGUGUGCAUCAAUGAUUACAUUCUAAUUUCUGCUUACAUUCUUCACUGGUUGUUUUUGUUGUUCGUUUUCCGCUUUAACGUGUCUGAUCUGUACCACGGGGGACUUUUUCUAGGUCCCUAUUAUUAGCGUCAAGUAAUCUAUAUGCAGACGGACCUCCGAACCCCCCCACCCCGCUACGACUUUAAUAUAAAGAGUUAUAGCCUUUGCUGCUGCAAAGGUGUUAAAAUCUUGUAAAUAGGACCUCUGCCUUUUUGUUGUAGCGAAUCCCAAGUGUACUCAAUGUAGUCUUUUAUAAACUUGCAUUCAGUCAAAUCCCAGGUGCUGAAGUCAUAUGCACAGGAUUACUGACCAUUGUUGAGUGUGUAUGUGUGUGUGUGUCCAUUAAAUCCUUUAACUCAGUUCUAAAGUAGCUUAGCAGGUUGUGCUCCUUGGUCCAAGCAGCAGUGCUGCCCUCAGUUUAUGUUGUUGACUUGAGUAAUGGGGCUCCUGCACACUAACCACCAAUUGCUUGAAGACCUGGACCCUAUAGCAAAUGGAUUAUUGAUUCUCACUUGGAUUUAGAUUGGUUUCUUGUAUCCCUUUUGGAUUUAAAUUGCCACGUUUGCUUACUGUUGCGCUUUAUCGGAUUGGUUCUUACCUACUGACUGCUGAAGAAUGUGGUCUAUGCUGUUACCCUGAUGUCUACAAAAACGGCCGGGGGUCUCCUCGCUGGGAGGAGACUUAGAGCGGCCUUCACGAAGCGUCUUCGGAGCCCCCCUGUCAAAAAGGGCAGCACGGUGAGUUAAAUAGUGGAGGUGCAAACAUGAUAAGCUGAUUGUGCAACUCAUGCCAUGAAUGGGUUUAUGCAUGCACUUGGCUUUCGAGCUAAUUAGUGUCCAGACAAAGAUAAGCAAUAGUUUUGUCUGAGUUUCUGUUGAGCUUGAGGAUCAUGUCAUCCUGUCUCCAAAUUUAGAAACUGACAAAAGCAACAAAAUAGAAGGCGAACCGAAGCAGGGAUGAUUUGAUAGGUUUCAGGAUUCUAGACAAAACAGCACUUUUACCUGUCCUAAGUUGUAUCAAGAACACGUAAAACCACAUUGAAACUAUUGAACUGCUGAAACACUGAAACUGGGUGCCUGCUGACCCUAUCAUGUUCCCCAUAUUAUUUGUGUAUCAUGGUGCGACAGUCUAAAAAAUUAAAGACUCUGACCUUCGCCACCAAAAUGGCUGAUUCGGGAGAAACACAUACUUGAGCUGAGAUUUGCUGCAGUAACUCAUCAGUGCGCACUUGACUUACCAUAACCAAGCCAGAACAUUGAAUUCAUGAGGGCAUUUGUGCUGUCGAGGGGACCGUUAAUGAGGUCGUGAAAGGGGUAAGUGACAAAUCUGAUUCUGAAAGCCAGAAUUAAAACGCAGUCAAUCCUUUUAUUGGGCAAGCAUACAGUACAACACAGACAGUGUUAGUAAAUCUGGAUUUAAGUGUGGAAAUGACAGAUGAAAGGGAAGCAGCACACAGGAUGAAUUUUAAAGCCACGAAUGUAACUGCAAUAAAAUCAAAGCAAAGACUUUAUUUUAUUCAUUUAGAAAACAAAUCAAAUGCAACAUCAUGACUUGGGUUGAAGUGACAAUCUGCAGGUUGGAGUGGAAAAAGUGGCUUAGUUUAGCUUAGCAUAGGCGAUCAACUUUGGUCCUGCUACACUAAGCUUCCUUUCCCUUCAGGGUUCCUGGCUACAAGCCAUGUGGAACAAAUAGAUUUCAAAUUAUUCUAAUGCGUGGCACAAGUGUAAAGUUGCCAUUUCUUUUUCUGCCAAUGUCGUUGCAUCUCUGUGACACCACUUGGAAAAGAGGAAUUUUUGUGCAAAUAAUUGUUGCUUUUUUUUUUUUUUUUUUUUUAGAACAAGUGCAACCAGUCACACAGUUCUAAGAAUAACAUCAAUGUUGACAUUUUGGAUCGGAAUUAGCCCCCUAACAUUAUCGGUUUUCUUUUUCGUAGGAGAUUCUUUUAGCUAAUUAAAUGAAAAAAAUCAUAGCUACAGUGGUAGGCUAUGUCAUACCGUUAUAAACCCACACUAACGCAGCGGGCCAGGAUUUCAUCUUUCUCCUGUUCAUUCAUCAUUUGUUUCUUUUAUGUUUCUUGUUACCUGACUCCAAUUGCUGAUUCUUUUGUUAUUUUCUUACUGGGUUUCUUUUGCAUAAUUUCUAUUUCCACUCUUUGACAUGUUCCAAUUUCCUUCUCCUCUUUCCCUGGUUGCUGUUGGUCUGCAGAUCUUUCAGGUGCAGAAGGAAGACAGUGAGCGAUACUCACGGUCACGGCCAUCACAGCCACACACGCUUUCGGAUGAAGAUGACCGGAUGUCUGUGGGAAGCAGAGGGAGCCUCAGGGUAGACGAUAGGGAUUAUCUUGAGAGAGGUUCUCGAUCAGCUUCUGCAUUAACAGCAACCACUCUUACCUCCCUUGGUGGGAAUUCCUCACGGAGAGGAAGUGUAGAGACUGCCAUCACUAUAGAUGCCGAAACUGCCUCGAGGGAAAUCAAGGAAAUUCAUGAACUGAAGGAUCAAAUACAAGAUGUGGAGUCCAAGUACACUCAGAACCUAAAAGAAGUCAAGGACACAUUAACAGAAGUGGAGGAGAAGUAUCGCAAGGCCAUGGUCUCCAACGCACAGCUGGACAACGAAAAGAGCAACCUGAUGUACCAGGUGGACACUCUAAAAGACUCUCUGACAGAACUUGAAGAACUGCUGUCUGAGUCAAGACGGGAGUACGAGGAAAAGGUCAAGGAAUUUGAACGGGAGAAACAUGCACACAGUGUUCUUCAAUUCCAGUUCAAUGAAAUGAAAGAGACACUGAAACAAAGCGAGGAGCUGCUAAAUGAAAUUCGUCAGUUACGCAUGAAACAAGAGGGUUUUGCUAGGGAAAUAACAGAUCUACAAGAGACAGUGGAGUGGAAGGAUAAGAAAAUCGGGGCCUUAGAGCGACAGAAAGAAUACACGGAUGCAAUCCGAAAUGAGCGAGAUGAGCUCAGAGAAGAGGUGGUGAAGCUGAAGGAUAUUCUUAAGAAACACGGAAUAGUAUUGGGACCUGAUCUGAGCAUCAAUGGCGAUGCUGGUGUAACAGAAAUAGAAAGAAUCAGUGGAGACGCCGCUCCCCAGCCUCCUCAGGGCUCGCCAACUUCAACAUCAGAGGGCAACAGCAUGCUCGGAAGCUCAGAGGAGACUCGUUUGAGAAGUAGUGGAAAGGAAGAAAUGGAGCAAGAACAGCGUCGAGAAGUGUUUUGGGAAAGCCAGACAAGUCACCAGAGCACCGAUAAAUUCAAUAAUGUGGAUGAUGCAUCAAGACCCAUUAAAGAAAAUGAGAGUUGCCUUAGCCAAGGCUUGCAGACUGAACUGCCAGUCACAAAAGCCAUGAAUGAAAUUGUUCUCAGUGCCGUAUUUCGAGGAAAUGCAACAGAUCUUACUGAAACAGUUUCAGAAGUCAAUUCUAAUUUAGAGGGGACUGACACACAAAUACAUCAUGGUGACAUUGAAGAAUAUUCUAAGGACAUCAAAAAACAGCCAAACAAACAUGAAACCAACCAGAAAACAGAACCAUUUGAACAAGCUCUCAAAAACAACGAAUCACAUUCAAAAGAAGAUCUAAAAGACCAUGUAGCAAGUUGCCAGAUAGAUUUCAAUGAAUCAGGAUCAUGUCUCAAAGACGAAAUACAAGAUUCUGAAUCAUUUCCUCAUGAGGAAAUUAGUGAUUCUCAACCAUGUCGUAAUGUAGAUGUGAUUGAAUUUAAAUCUUGUUCCCAAGAAAAUGUGCAAGACUCUGAAUCAUGUUCUGAAGAUCUGAAACCUAACUCUGAACCAUGCCCCAAUAAACAUGGUCUCAACGAUCCAGAAAAAAACACAAAAGAUACAGAAAUAAAUCCCCACGUAGCUGCCAAAGAUCCUGGAUCAUGGCUUCAAGAAGAUCUAGGACAUUUUAAAUCAUAUCCCAAAGCGGAUGUUAAUGAUUUUGAGUCAUGUUCCAAAGAAGUUGUAAAAGAUCCAGACCCAUGUCCACAAAUAGAUGUGACAGAUUCUGAAUCAACUCAAGAAAGCAUGCAAGACGUAAAAAAUUCUCAAUUAGGUCGCCAAAGGGAAGAUGUAAACAAUUCAAACUUAUGUUCCCAAGAAGAAAAUUCUGAAUUGUGUUCCCAGGUACUGGAUCUUAAAGAUUCUGACCAUUUUCCAGAAGGAGUAUAUCCCGAGUCCAAUGCUGAACUGCAGCAUAAAACUGCUGAGGGAAGCAGUGAUGAGGCAGAAAAAAUCUUAACCAAGCCUUUAUCCAAGAGUGCCAAUGCACCAGGGAAAAGGAAAAAAAAGAAAAAAAGAGGCAAAAGGAAAGGAAGCUCCCCUGAACGAAAUCAACAAAGGGAGAAAAAGGACGAAAAUGUGGGAGAUGAGGAAAACAAUGAGAUAACAAGCACAGGAGUAGCUUCAGUAAACAAUGGGUCUACCACAGAAAGUGUCACUGAUGGCCACACCAUUGAAAUCCUCAAAGAACCAGAUGUGUGCCAAGCAGACACGGCUAAACCGGUGGAGCACAGUGAAAAUUCAAAUGUUCCCAAAGAUUCCAAGAUGGAUCAAAUGUUCAAUAUGCAUGAGCAAAACAUACAACAACUGGAAGCCGGAAGCAUUCAGAUACUGGAACAGGAAACAUCCAUUGAUACACAUGCGGGUGAAAGAAAAGUAAGUUUGGAAUUGAUGGGAGUUGAAGAAGGAUUUAUUCAGUGUUCUGAGCCAGUGGUCAGUCACAGUGGAACUGAUCUUUUAUUUGAUUGUGAAGGUUGUGAAGAGGACUCCCUUUUAGAUGGCACCUCUGCCAAGUUCCAAGGCCACGAUAACAAAAUGUCAUUAGGUGUUGUCCAUGAAGGUGUAACAAGUUCUGAAAAUACAGUUUUUACGAAAGAAGCCGUAGCCGAAUUCAUUGUUCAAAACCAUGUUGAUAAACCUAUUCUUAAACCUUCUGAAAGUCAAAAUGAGGUGUCUGUGACUCCUACACAAGACAUAGGUGACAGUCUCCAAGACCCAGGGUGGUUACCAUCUGCACACUUGACUGCUGUGAAUUCUGACACCUUAAUCGGGUUUUCUGAGAAUGAUCUUGAAGAGAAAACCUUGAUCAACCAAGAGUAUAAAGAGCCAGAAGCAGAGUGUGCGGAUCAUGAAGAAAUGUUAGAUUUAGUUAAGCUAGAGAACUCUUGUGACCUCAAUACAGAGCAGAUCCUUGGAGCGCCUUUGGUUGAAUCAGAAAGCUCUUUACUGUUUGAAAAGCAGGUUGUUGAAACUGCCUUUGACACAGGGGUGCAGGCAUCAGAGUCUGAGGAAGCAUGUUGUGUGGUCAGUAAUGAAGAAAAAGCCUAUACAGAGGACCCUAAGGAGCCUGAAAAAAGUCAAAGUCACCAGAAUGUUAAUAGCGUGGACACUUGUCGACAAAACAGCAGGGAGGACGUUAAAGAGAAAGAGCAGUCAUUUGAUUUUGAUGACAAUGAUAUAGACACACCUGUGUUGGAAUUACAAACCCAUGAAAAUCCAGAGAAGCGGAAAGUUGAAGUGUGUGCUUUAGAUGUCUUAACAGAUGAACGUAGUACUGAUAUUAAGAGUGCUAUUGAAACCCUAAAGGAUAGAGAAGGGUGUACCCAUGUGGCUACGCUAGAUAACAAAUGUAAACAGACCACUUUGGUUGACAUGGAAUCCUCACCUGACCAUUUAGGAACUGACCAGGAAGUCACUUCUGAAGACACUUAUAAACAGGGCAGCGGCGAGGAAGUUGACGAUGAAGAUGAGAAAGGGCAUUCUUUUGAUUUUGAUGACAUGGAUAUAGAUGCAGCAAUGGAGAAGCAGACAGUUGAAAAUCCGGACGUACGUGAAGUUGAAGUGGGCAGUGAAGAAGUCCAUUCAGAUCAACUUUUAGCCACACCAGAUAAGUGUGAGCAGACCACUUUGGUUGACAUGGAAUCCUCAUCUGAACAUUUAGGAACUGUAAACGAUGUGCUUGAAAGCCGUCCACGUGACCAGGAAGCCACUUCUGAAGAGACUUACAAACAGGGCAGCGGCGACGAUGUUGAGGAUGAAGAUGAGAAAGGGCAGUCUUUUGAUUUUGAUGACAUGGAUAUAGAUGCAGCGGUGGAGAAGCAGACUGUUGAAAAUCCGGACGCACGUGAAGUUGAAGUGGGCAGUGAAGAAGUCCAUUCAGAUCAACUUGUAGCAACACCAGAUAAGUGUGAGCAGACCACUUUGGUUGACAUGGAAUCCUCACCUGAACAUUUAGGAACUGUAAACGAUAGGCUUGAAAGCCAUCCAGAUGACCAGGAAGUCACUUUUGAAGACACUUACAAACAGGGCAGCGUUGAGGAGGAUGAUGAUGAUGAUGAUGAAGAUGAGAAAGGGCAGUCUUUUGAUUUUGAUGACGUGGAUAUAGAUGCACCCACAGAGAUGCAGACCGUUGAAAAUCCUGACCCAUGUAAUGUUGAAGUGGGCAGUGAAGAAGUCCAUUCAGAUCAACUUGUAGCCAAACCAGAUAGUGACAUGGAGUCCACACCCAAACAUUUGGAAACUUUGAACAACGACACACAUGAGCAAAGCUACACAACCAAUGAAAGAGAGCCUUACAACACUGGUGUUUCAGAAUCCGCAAAGAACCAAACCCCCUUUCGUUCUACGUCAUUAGAAGUUUUGGAUGCUGUUGAAAAACCAAAAGAUUUAAGUUCAACCCACAGAAAUGGAGAUACUCCCCCUUCUGGAAAAGAAAGGAAGAAAAAUGGCAAAAAAAGCAAAAGCAAAGAUGACUGUAAGAUGACAUAGUGCUUAGACUACCGAAGACAUUCAGUAUAAAAUGUUGUGCUUUUUCUGUUCAUGUAUCAAACCAGACAGUGCUUUUCGUUGAUUUAAUGGAUGCUUGUGUCCUUCUCAAUGGACAUCACAAAGUUUUCUAAUUUUUGCAAGUUUAAAGUGCCAUAAAAAAGCGAUACGAAUGUAAACUUUUCCCGUAGUGCUGUUAUGUAUUACAUUGCUGUUGAUUGUGACCCCCCCCAACCGCUCUUUUCACCAAGAAUUUUCUGCUGUAUGUUGUAGUUUUUUGAUACAAAUUUGGGAAAAACAAUGAAUCUUCUAGCUUUUCUAUGCAGGUCAAAAGGAAACAUGCUUGUUGAUUCUGUCUGUUAAUACAUGGCAAUGUUGUCUGUGUAUCAUUAUAAUUUGGGGUUAAUAGGUUUGUUAGAAGGGUUAUGGUAAGGGUAGGGUUGAAGUUUAAUGUUUAUUCUUAGAAUCAGCCUGGGUCAGGUUAACAACAUGCACAAAGCAAUGCAAAUGCUUUUUUGUUUUUGCACUUAUUGAAUGUGGUCAGUCCACAAUAAAAUUACUAUAAAACAA
Molecule: messenger RNA, 7626 nt
Organism: Corythoichthys intestinalis (scribbled pipefish)
Lineage: Eukaryota; Metazoa; Chordata; Actinopteri; Syngnathiformes; Syngnathidae
Gene: lrrfip1a
Product: leucine rich repeat (in FLII) interacting protein 1a
Exons: 12
Coding region: 2452-7059 (1535 amino acids)
Biological process (GO): regulation of transcription by RNA polymerase II
Molecular function (GO): DNA-binding transcription factor activity, RNA polymerase II-specific; RNA polymerase II cis-regulatory region sequence-specific DNA binding
Source: RefSeq, a predicted model, not a curated record